Anolis carolinensis (green anole) is the source of this 2056-nucleotide messenger RNA. RefSeq names its product ubiquitin specific peptidase 50 (gene usp50). Gene Ontology annotation, cellular component: midbody; extrinsic component of plasma membrane; postsynaptic density. Gene Ontology annotation, biological process: endosome organization; protein K63-linked deubiquitination; Ras protein signal transduction. The coding region runs from base 686 to 1813 and encodes 375 amino acids. Lineage: Eukaryota; Metazoa; Chordata; Lepidosauria; Squamata; Anolidae. The transcript has 7 exons. Gene Ontology annotation, molecular function: cysteine-type deubiquitinase activity. The record is from RefSeq and is a predicted model, not a curated record.
AAAUAGUUAACCGGAAUUUGUGUGUGUUAUGUCACCUGUCGAUUUAUAGCGAACCCAUGAAUUUCACAGGCAAGAAAUCCUCCAAAAUUGUUUUCGUCAGAUCCUUCCUCUCUCAUAUAUCCUACAGUGCCUGGUAUUCAUUGCCAGUCUCCCAUUCACGCAUUAACUAGUCAGUGAUGACUCUAUUGAACUUCCAAGAUCAGACGGAUUUAUAGCUGAAAAUAUCCACCUAUAGUUUCACUGUUUCUUCUUCCUCCCUUGUCCCGAUUUCGAGCUUAACCUCUUCAUCUGGACACCCUCAUUUGUCUGUAGUAGGUCUUCUUGAAGCUUGGGAGUCGGUAGACUUGGUGCCGUUGAAGCAUGAGACAUCCCUGAAGUGUGACUAAGUGGAACUUCCUCCAAAGGGGUUUGGGUUCUGGAAUGGCUCGGCCUUCCAUCUUGUUCAGAGAAAUUGCCUAGCAACAAGGUAGAGUGCAUUUAUGAUGCCGGAUGAAUCCAUGGCGGAGCCCCAUGGUGAGUCAUAAGAGACAAGCCCGUACAUUCGGGGCCUUCUGUGUGUAAGAUGACACAAUGCAAUUUCACGAAAAAGCAGGGACAUCCAGCCUCAAAAUGAAGAAGAGGUGGUAAAUCGGCUCCCUUUCAAACUCCAGCAAGAGAACCAUUUUGAUUCCUUGCACACCGGCUAAUGGCUUCCAAGUCAACAAAGAUGCCAGAUGACUUCAACAUAUAUUAUCUUCUCAAGGGUGUCCUGCCCUUGGAGACAUCAGAGGAGCCUAUGGAUGAAUCCAGAGACGAGACAAACCCGCAGUACCAAGGACUCACUGGCCUCCGAAACCUGGGGAAUACCUGUUACAUGAAUGCGGUGAUACAGUGCCUCUCCAGCGUAUCCCCACUGGUUGAAUAUUUCCUCUCUGGGAAAUACACAGCAGCACUGGACAAGGACAAUGGAGAGAUUGCAACGGCUUUUGCUUACUUGAUGAAUGACAUGUGGCUCGGGGACUUUGACUGUGUGUCCCCAGAAGUGUUCAGACUGGUAAUUGGCGAGCGGUACCCGGCUUUCAUCAAGAAAACCCAACAGGAUGCGCAAGAGUUCCUGAUUCAUGUGUUGAAUGAGCUGCAUGAAGCACUGAAGAAGACAAGUAAGAAAAGGAACCAAGGGACCUCAUCUUCCACCUGGGACUCCAGGGCGAGUUAUGUCAGUGAGUCCUCCAUCAUCACCCGGCUUUUUGAAGGUCACCUCAGCUAUGACAUCAUGUGUUUGGAGUGUCAAAACACCACUUAUAAAAAUGAGAUUUUCACCGUGUUAUCGCUUCCCAUCCCGUAUGAAACCGAAUGCUCGCUAGAGGAAUGUCUUGAAUGCUUCUUUCAACAAGACAUGCUGACAUGGAACAACCAGAUUAACUGUUCCUGCUGUGGGACAAAGACAGACGCCGCGGUCAAAGCCAGCAUCGCUAAGGCACCCAAGGUGGUUGUUUUCCACCUGAAGAGGUUUGACUGCCAAGGACUUUACAAAAAGAAACUGAAAACAGACAUCUACUACCCGCUGAAUAACUUAGAUUUGUCUUCUUAUAUAUAUCCACUCUUCCGGAAAAACCCAAAGUACAGCUUGUUCGCUGUGGUGAAUCACUUCGGAGACCUGGAUGGCGGUCAUUACACUGCGUUCUGUAAGCACACGCUGACCCAAAGUUGGUACAGCUUCGAUGACUCUCAGAUCAGCGAGAUUUCAGAGUGUGACGUACAUACAUCUGCAGCUUAUCUCCUGUUUUACAGCAGCCAAACUUUCUCUGUGCCGGUCAAAAACCAAAAUGGCUAGGAAACCAUGACUUAAGACCCAUUGACACUUGGAAAUAUUCACUGACUCAGCCUUUGGUCCAUCAUUGCAGAAGGACAGCUGCGUUUUGGGCCACACUUGGCAAUUUAGACGCUGGCGUCCAUACCACUUCUUUCCUCAUUGGAAUAAAAAACAAACGGGUGCUGAUUGAGAACACGUUGUCAGUAAGCUUUCGUAGCAUGUGGUACACUUCGAGCUAAAUAAAUUCUUCCUGGGCAGCUAGAA